Molecule: messenger RNA, 2050 nt
Organism: Lucilia cuprina (Australian sheep blowfly)
Lineage: Eukaryota; Metazoa; Arthropoda; Insecta; Diptera; Calliphoridae
Gene: Mo25
Product: protein Mo25
Exons: 1
Coding region: 616-1638 (340 amino acids)
Biological process (GO): intracellular signal transduction
Molecular function (GO): protein serine/threonine kinase activator activity
Source: RefSeq, a predicted model, not a curated record
UCGAAAUUUUCCGUAUUAAAAGCCGGCGACGUAAAUACUUGUCGGCGAAGGUCUUUGUACGCAACUCGUAAAAAAGAGAAAAAUUAUAAGAAAAUUUUAUUGGAAAAAAUUACAAAACGAUAACAAAUUCAAUAGCGAUUUGCAGUAAAAACUUAGAAGAACUGAAAUCCAAACGAAAUUUGUCAAUAAACAAUAACGAUUUAAAGAAAAAAACAGUGUUAAGAAAAGAAAUCAAAGAAAAGUCUUCUCGACAAAAAAGAGUGUUACACUUGUAUUGUCAGUCAGUCCGGUUGAAAUAGUCACACUCGCAGCAAGCAGAGCCAGCGGCAGAGAACGAAAAACAGACAUCAUAAUAAGAAGAAGGUAAAAGACCACUGCACCACAAAGGCACACACAGAGAAAGAAACAGCAACGACGACCACGAAGAAGAAGACUACUACAACGUUGUGAAAAAGAAGACACCCUUAAAAAAAAAACAACACCAAGGAAAACAUAAAGAGACACAAAUUAUUGUAAAGGUUUUCUAAAUUUUAGUUAAUCUUUGUGCAAAACUAAACAACAAACAGUUUUUUUCUUUACCCGGUUUUUUAAACAUCCAUCACCAUUCGCAGCAUCAUGCCUUUGUUUGGUAAAUCACAAAAGACACCUGCUGAACUGGUCAAGUCCUUAAAGGAGGCGAUCAAUGCUCUGGAAACUGGUGGUGAUCGAAAGGUGGAGAAGGCCCAGGAGGAUGUUAGUAAAAAUCUUGUGAGUAUAAAGAAUAUGCUGUAUGGAAGUUCAGACUCUGAACCACCGGCCGACUAUGUAGUCGCUCAAUUGUCUCAGGAAUUGUACAAUAGCAAUUUGUUGCUAUUGUUGAUACAAAAUCUACAACGUAUCGACUUUGAGGGUAAGAAACAUGUGGCUUUGAUAUUCAACAAUGUCUUGAGGAGACAAAUUGGCACAAGAUCCCCCACGGUGGAAUAUAUUUGUACGAAACCGGAAAUUUUAUUCACUCUGAUGGCCGGCUACGAAGAUGCCCACCCGGAGAUUGCUUUAAAUUCGGGCACUAUGCUGAGAGAGUGUGCCCGCUAUGAAGCCUUGGCCAAGAUUAUGAUACACUCCGAAGAGUUUUUCAAGUUCUUCCGCUAUGUGGAGGUGUCCACCUUCGAUAUUGCCUCGGAUGCGUUUUCCACCUUUAAGGAACUGUUGACGCGUCAUAAAUUGCUGUGUGCCGAAUUCUUGGAAGCCAACUAUGACAAGUUCUUUACACAGCACUAUCAGCGUCUUUUAAAUUCGGAGAAUUAUGUUACCAGACGCCAAUCCCUUAAGCUAUUGGGUGAACUGCUAUUGGAUCGUCAUAAUUUUACCGUCAUGACACGGUACAUUUCGGAACCGGAAAAUCUCAAAUUAAUGAUGAACAUGCUCAAAGAGAAAUCCCGUAAUAUACAAUUUGAGGCCUUCCAUGUUUUUAAAGUGUUUGUGGCCAAUCCCAACAAACCCAAGCCCAUACUUGACAUCCUGCUACGUAAUCAAUCGAAACUGGUCGAUUUUCUUACCAACUUCCAUACGGAUCGUUCAGAGGAUGAACAAUUCAACGAUGAGAAGGCGUAUUUGAUUAAACAAAUCAAAGAAUUAAAACCUCUGCCUGAGGCUUAGUCGGUUUAAGACCGACCGUAACAGCAAACAUCAACAUCAAGCAAAAAACAAAACAACUACAACUUCAAGUAAACAACAACAAAAAAUAUCCUAUUUAAAUAUUAAAGAAAAAAAUGCCAAAAUGCAUAGAAACGAUGGUAAAAGCGAAGACGUUAGAACUGCAUACAAAAAAAAUUAACAAAAAAGGAAAAUUAACAACGGGAAAAAUCUAAGCAGCAGGAGUCGUUGGAUGUUUAAAGGCGGCCCAAACAAAAAAGAUCACUUGCUAAGGAGAUAACAAAACCAAAAGACUGCUUGGCAGCCGAGUUUGGUUUUUUUUAACAUAAAAGAACUUUAAACAUAGUAAUAGUUUUUCUAGUAGUUUAUCAAAAUAUUAAAAAAAUAACGUGUUAAAAUAAUGCGUUACCGAAAC